Aureobasidium musti is the source of this 1347-nucleotide messenger RNA. The record is from the annotation of a GenBank genome assembly. NCBI's taxonomy places the organism in Eukaryota, Fungi, Ascomycota, Dothideomycetes, Dothideales, Saccotheciaceae.
AUGCAAGCCUCCGCUCCAAAUAUCCAAUCGCAAGAUGUUUAUCUAUCGAUGGACUACUCAAAGCCGGACUCUGGAACCAUUCGUAUCUUUGCUCGUAGUGUCAGAAAGCAUGAAUCUCCUGCAGAUCCUAGCGACGAUGGAAAGAAGAGUCAACUGCCGUGGAUGGUCUUCUUGAACGGUGGUCCUGGAGGUCCUUGCCGACACCCUAGUGCUUACCCUUUUACCUGGACUAUUUUGGACAAAGGCUAUCAAAUGCUCUACCUCGAUCAGAGAGGUACCGGCCUCAGCACGCCGAUUACCCCUAGUACGCUGGGCUUGCGCGGAGAGAACGAUGUACAGGCAAGAUACCUCAAGCUCUUCCGUGCUGAUAACAUUGUGCGAGACUGCGAGGCCAUUCGAAAAUCUCUGACUGCAGAAUAUCCACCGGAGAAACAGAAGUGGAGCGUCAUGGGACAAAGCUUUGGUGGAUUUUGCAGCAUCACGUAUCUCUCAUUUUACCCCCAAGGACUGCGUGAAGCUUUCAUCUAUGGUGGUCUGCAACCGCUUGUCAAGCAACCUGAUCCAGUCUAUAGGGCACUCUUCAAAAGAGUGGCCAAGCGAAACCAAGACUACUACAACAAGUAUCCCGAGGAUGUUGACAGGGUCAAGACAAUCGUCAAAUACUUGCAGCGCUUCGGUGACGGCGUUAUCAAGUUGCCAACUGGAGGUAAUCUGACUGCAAGACGCUUCCAACAGAUGGGCAUCAUAUUCGGAAUGCAUGGAGGCAUUGAUAGCGUGCACGAAGCGGUGUUGCGCGCGGCCUACGAUAUCGAGGCUUUCGGCCACUUGACUAGAGGCACGCUCUCUGCCAUCGACGCGCUCACACCAUUCGAUGAAGCAGUCAUAUACGCUAUUUUGCACGAGCAGAUCUACUGCGAGGNNGGUAACGAGUUCCCAGAGUUCGAAAUCACUUCCGAGGGACCCGUUUACUUCACAGGAGAAAUGGUAUGCUCAGGAAACCAUGGCGAGUUUCAAGAUGAGCUGACACAGUACAGANUUUUCAGCUGGAUGUUCGAGGACUACAGCGAACUUCGCAAGAUUCAAGACGUUGCCAACCGAGUAGCUGCAGACUCCGACUGGCCAGCGUUGUUCGAUGAAGAGCAACUCAGAAAGAACGAGGUUCCUGUAUACGCAGCCGUGUACCAAGAAGAUAUGUACGUUGACUAUGAUUACUCUCGCGAGACGGCAGAGAAGAUCAAGGGGUGCAAGACUUUCACGACUAAUGUCAUGUACCACAACGCCAUUCGUAGCAAGGCAGACGAGGUCAUCAGGCAGUUGUUUGAUUUGAGGGACGAUGUUAUCGACUGA